AUGAAGGCAAACAGUGUGGGUAAAGGUUAUCAGGAGAACGAGGAAGUGAAAAAGUUGCACCACAACGUGUGUAGCUUGAUUGGUAAAUAUGAGGAGUUGGCCAAAAAGAUAGGAACGUCCUCUUCGGUCGAUCAGUUGCUGUUUAGCACAAAUCUACCAUUUUCUGCGAAAAUCAUGACGAUGCCUUUGACCGGAAAGUUUAAAGUCCCGUCGAUGGACCUGUAUGAUGGCUCAAAAGAUCCUGUGGAACACUUCGAGACUUUCAAAGCCCAUAUGACGCUUCACAGAUUCUCGGAGGAAAUUAUGUGUAGAGCUUUCCUUUUGACUCUAAAGGGAUCAGCGAGAGGGUGGUUUGGUGCACUACAACCAAAUUUCAUAGAAAGUUUUGAAAAAUUGGGCCUACAGUUCUUGACCAUGUUGAUGGCGAGUAGAAAGAGCAGGAGACCCACUGCAUACUUAUUGACUGUCAAACAGCGAGAGGAUGAAAGUUUGAAAGAAUAUUUGACACGCUUUAAUAAAACAAAGAUGACGGCCGAUGAUCAAUACGAGAAAAUCAUGCUAGCAGCGUUGCUGGGAGGUGUUUGGCCAAGGCACCCUUUUAUGGCCGAGCUGGCCAGAAAAACCCCUUCCAUUUUACGAGAGUUCAUGGACAGGACCGAUGAUUUUGUUAAUGCUGAAGACACCCUGAUUGCCUUAACCACCCAACAAGAAAGGAGUGAAUGGGAACAUAAAGGAGGACAGAAAAAAGACCGAGAUGGAGGUCCAAAAGCAAAAAAAGACCAACACUAG
Molecule: messenger RNA, 789 nt
Organism: Juglans regia (Persian walnut)
Lineage: Eukaryota; Viridiplantae; Streptophyta; Magnoliopsida; Fagales; Juglandaceae
Exons: 1
Coding region: 1-789 (262 amino acids)
Source: RefSeq, a predicted model, not a curated record